Messenger RNA from Fusarium sp. VM40, 840 nucleotides. NCBI's taxonomy places the organism in Eukaryota, Fungi, Ascomycota, Sordariomycetes, Hypocreales, Nectriaceae. The record is from the annotation of a GenBank genome assembly.
AUGAAAGUGUCGUGGGCGAGACAGGCCGCGGUCUCCGGCCUCGUGGCCGUCGCCGUGGCAGACAUGUUGCCGCUCGAUGACAUCCCUCUCAUGUGUGUGACCAUCUGCGGCCCAAUUGUCGAGUUGACGGCCAGAUGUGAUGUUCACCAACAUCGCCUUGCGAAGCGAUAUGCAGAGUCAGAGUGGGUUCCAAAGCUGGCCGUGGAGCCCCCUGAAGCCGACGACCUGCACAAGAGAAGCUUCUCCAUCAUCAAAGCUGCACCGACGUCUUUUCCUCCCCCGUACGGGCCUGAGGAGGAGAGCACCUCGCUGUCAACCACGAUUCCCACCACGACGAGAGCAGAACAGACGACUGUUGUGGAGCACCAUGUCACGUCACUACUCGACGCAACAACAUCCUCGCUUAUCAGAUCGACAACGAUAAUCCAGCCCACAAAGUCAAGACCCGCAGAUGAAUCUUCGACGAUGAGCGGCACGAGCUGGGGCGCCAGUAUGCAGACGGAAACAGCAGUGCCCCAAACCGACCCCGAGAAGGAAUGCGUCUGCAAGAACAAGAGUUUCGACGUAGCCAAGAUCGCAGCGCUCUGCCAAGACUGCAUCGUGGUAGACGGCCACAAGCAAAACAACAUGGACAUCAUCAUGCAAGCAUGCGGCUUUGCGAAGCGCACUUACACGCCCGACCAGGACAGUGUGGCGGAUAACGUCAAGGUCGAGGCGACACAGUCGGCUGCUAUGGGCGCAAAAGAUGCCCCUGCGAAUGCGGGUGUUGGAGUAGAAUCCGCUGGUAGGAUCUGGGUUGCUUUGUUUAGUGUGCUCCUGGGAAUUGGCAUGGCGAUAUGA